AUGUGCGGAGACUACCGAGAUCUUAACAGGGCCAACCUUAAGGACGAUUUUCCACUACCGCAUAUUGAUGUACUGGUUGACAACACAACCAAUCAUGCCCUAUUAUCAUUCAUGGACUGGUAUGCAGACCCUCUCAGAUUCUUCUUCAAAAAACCGGCCCUUAAUAGAAGACUAUCCAGAUGGUUGGUUAUACUAGCUGAAUUUGACCUCAAAUAUCUUCCUCGAAAAUCUAUCAAGGGUUCUGCAGUCUCCGACGUUUUGGCUGAUUGUCCAAUUGAAGCCGAGGAAGAAGAUUGUGACUUACCAGAUAAGCAAAUACGAAUAACAAGUGACGAUAGAUGGUCACUGCACUCUGACGCUGAAUAUGAAGCUUGCAUGAUGGGCUUGGAAGCCGCCAUAGCUCUUGGUGUCCAGAAGCUUCGAGUGUGUGGAGAUUCCUCUUUAAUCAUCAAUCAAAUUUCCGAAAAAUGGAAAGUCAGAAGUGAAAGCCUGGCCUUGUAUCAAUCAUAUCUUGAAAAUCUCGUAGAGCAAGCCGAAGAGCUUUGA
Molecule: messenger RNA, 546 nt
Organism: Spinacia oleracea (spinach)
Lineage: Eukaryota; Viridiplantae; Streptophyta; Magnoliopsida; Caryophyllales; Amaranthaceae
Exons: 3
Coding region: 1-546 (181 amino acids)
Molecular function (GO): RNA-DNA hybrid ribonuclease activity; nucleic acid binding
Source: RefSeq, a predicted model, not a curated record